Messenger RNA from Funneliformis geosporum, 1213 nucleotides. NCBI's taxonomy places the organism in Eukaryota, Fungi, Glomeromycota, Glomeromycetes, Glomerales, Glomeraceae. The record is from the annotation of a GenBank genome assembly.
AGAUAUAUCAGACGAUAAAGGUGAGGUGAAAGAUAAAUUAGUUAUAAAAAUCGACCAAGAUGAUGAUCAUGCCUCCAAAUUUUCUGUUGCCGAUGAUAUUUCUGAAGUAUAUAGUUUAUCUAGAAUUCAUGAAUGCAUUAAUGGUCAAAAACCUUUAAGAGCUAUGAUCAAUAUAGAUGCUUUAGAGGAAGAUAUGGAAAUAACUGUUAUUACUAUAUCUUCAGAUUCUAGUAAGUGUAGCUACCAUAUUUUAUAUGCACCAGUUCUACUUAUUGAUCAUCAUAAGCUCAAAGCAUUUACUAAAUUAGUAUAUACCAUAACAGGUGAAAAAUAUGAUAAUGGUUGGAAUGAACUUGAUCACGCUAAAGUUCAAUCACCUACUAGUUUAGAGCUUAAAGUUAGACCUCGAAUGCUUAUUUUGCAAAAAUAUUCUACCUAUCUUAAGGAUUGGACUAUCAAAGAAAAGGACGAAGAAAACUUUAAUAGUAAUGAGUGUGAAGAAAUUUUUGAAUGUGACCCAUCUAUUGCAGAAAAAAUUCAACAAAAAAAUAAAAAUUUUCUGCAAUUCUCUUACAAGAAGAAAUAUGUAAGACCAUUACCCAAUGAAGGUGAUAUUUAUGUGGAGUCAUCUUGGGAAAUGAAAAAAACUUAUAUUCUUAAAAAUUUAGCUAUUCCUAAUAAUGUAAAUUUGCUAGUAUUAUUUACGCGUCACUCUUAUUCUAAUGCUGUUACUACAAGACUUAAUCUUAAGUCAUAUUGUGAUAUCGAUGUGUCUAUAAUUGCUCAAGCACAAAGUCGCUUGAUAAGGCAAUCAAUAGAAAAAUUAUAUAAAUUAAUCCAAGAGGCUAAGCGUAUUAUUGUUAUGGAUAAUGAUCUAACAGACCUUAAUAUUGAAUGGAUUAAGACUCUUCACAAGAAUAUACCUUUCUUCAUUAUUCAUAAUACUUACCAGCCUCAGAAAGGUAAAACAUUCCGCCUAGCUCCUAAUAAAGAAUCUAUAUUAGUUGAACUCUGGGAUUAUGCUAAACAGACUUCCUUGUUACCUUUUGAGAAUCAUAAAAGUGCAUCACUUAUUUGUCAUCUUAGAAAAGAUUUACAAGGAAUUGUUCAUGCUUUCAAGACUGAAUUUUCAGAAUUAAGAAUCAAGGAAUAUCACGGUAAAUCUGAUCUAAUGGAAAAAGCUCAAGAUUUCAGCAAUGUAGAAGAAUCAUGA